Arabidopsis lyrata subsp. lyrata is the source of this 1517-nucleotide messenger RNA. RefSeq names its product UPF0481 protein At3g47200. The transcript has 4 exons. The record is from RefSeq and is a predicted model, not a curated record. NCBI's taxonomy places the organism in Eukaryota, Viridiplantae, Streptophyta, Magnoliopsida, Brassicales, Brassicaceae. Bases 162 to 1388 code for a protein of 408 amino acids.
CGCACUCUCCUGUGUAUUUUUUCUUUUCUAAUUCCAAAUUGUCAUUUUCUAAUCCCAAAUUCUCUCUUUGUUUUAAGAUCCACAUCCUUCUUAAUUGUAAGUGACUUAAAUCCUCCUUCUAGCCUCAUGUACAUCCGUAUCACACUCAUAAGCAAUCGAAGAUGGGAUCUCAAGAACCAUGCAUCUACAGAGUGCCAAGCCAAUUGCGUGAAGUGAAUCCAGAAGCCUAUAGACCUCGGAUGCUUCUCAUCGGCCCUCUUACUCAUUCCGCGAAACCUAAAGCUCAUACGGAUUCAAGGUAUCUAGAAUAUAAGAUGAUGGAGGACCAAAAGGUGUUGUACAAAGCCGCUUUCACCAAAAGGCUAGAUACUGAUAUUGCAAUUCUUGAGGAUAUGACGACCACCAUAAAAGAGGAAGAAGUAAAUAUUCGGGCAAGUUAUGCGGUAUCGACUGCAUGGAUAUUACCUGAUAUAUUCGUGGAGCUUAUACUUAACGAUUCAAUAUUUAUCGUGGAGUUCAUUCUCAGAAUGUACGAAAGUCAUGAAAAAAUUGGUGACAUGAUUGUGGACAAACCUUUUUAUACUUCCACGGUUCUUGAUGAUCUUACCUUGCUCGAGAAUCAGCUUCCCUACUUUUGUUUAAGUAAGUUGUUAAACCCCAUUACAAAAAGAUUUUGUGGAGAUCAGACGCUGGACCAAGUCAUCCUCCAAUUAUUUUCAGUCAAUGAUAGUGGUAUGAUCAAUGAGAAUACAAAGUUCAAUCACUUCACAGAUUUAUUCCGGUGUGUUUACAAGGAAUCGCUUGGCCAGAAUAUAGAGUUGACAGACUCGAAUAGCCAGAUCGUGGAUAUGAAGAACGCGGAUAAGCUAUCUAGUGUAGGAGUGGAAUUUAAGGUAGUGAAUCGUGAGUUUUCGCUGAAUGUAUCAUUCGAGGAAGGUUGCUUAAUAUUGCCGAGUUUUCCUGCCGAUGAAUCUUCUAAUAUCAUCCUUAGAAAUGUCAUUGCAUAUGAGCAAUGCCAUGAUCCUGAAAAUGCCUUCACUACAAAUUACAUACAUUUCAUGAAUUUCCUUAUUACCUCAGAUGAAGACGUGGCGUUACUCACUUCAGCAGGGGUUCUAACAAACGGUGUAGGGCGAUCAAGCAUGGUGCUGAAGAUGGUGAAUAAAUUAGCUAUAGGAGUGUUGCUAUCAAAUCAAAGUCAAUAUCACGACAUUGUCGAGAAACUCAACAUUCACCAUAAUUCUCGUAGGAAAAGAAUAUGGGCGAAACUCAGAAAAGUCUACUUCAGCGACCUAUGGACGACAACAGCUACGUUAGCUGCCAUAUCUCUUUUGCUACUGACUCUAGCUGGGACAGUGGCUUCUAUUAUUCAAGCUAUCAAGAGUUAACGCUGUUUGCAUGUUUCGAUCUCAUAAAGAUUGUUUUCAACUCUUGUUUGUGGCUUUUCCAAAUAUCUUGGCGAUGAUUUACUUUUUUUAAUAAAUAAGAAACGUUUUGGUGUGUUUGUUAGUGUUUCA